UAUUGUUGUGAAAUGAAAAGCAUGUUUAUUAUUUUCUGAAUAAAUCAUCGCAUCUUUUCUCAAAUAUUUGUCAAAUAAGAAGUUCAUAAUUUCAAAAUUAUAGUUAAAAUGCUUCUGAGAACUUUCUUUCAAGGAAUAUUAUUCAAGAAUAAUAUCACUAACUUUUCGAAGUUUUCAUGUAUAACCUUUUAUGAAAAUUAUUUGAGACUAUCCACAUAUGCAGAUUCUAAAACUAAAGCGGUUUCAACCUCUCGAAAUUUUCAUACAAGCCAUCCUAGACAAGAUUUAAUGGAAUUUUUUGAUGAUCCUAAGAACUUUGGUGAAAAAGAAGUUAAAUCAGGAAGAGCGUGGACAAUUGAUGAACUUCGUAUAAAAAGCAAUUCUGAUCUUCAUAAGCUAUGGUUUGUGUUGUAUAAAGAGAAGAACAUGCUUUUGACAAUGGAACAUCACUGUAAGGAAGAGGCAGAAUAUUUUCCUAGUCCUGAACGUAUUGAUAAAGUUGAAAUCAGUAUGGAAAAUUUAGAAGCUGUAGUAAGAGAACGAAAUGAAGCUUAUUAUUUAUUAGAAACUGGGAAAACUGGGGAACGACCACAUGGAUGGAAGGAAGAUUAUUUUGGAAGAUUUGACAUUGUACCUUUAAAGGAGCAUCUGAUUCCAAUGAAAGAAAAUAAAGAUUUUUUAGAAAAUGAAUUAUUUCCAACAAUGGAGACUGUUAAUCCAACAGUUCCAGAAUUCUUACUGAAACUGAAGGAGAAAGAAAGAAAUUUAGCCAGAGCAGAGAGACGAAAAACUAGAGGACAUAUUAAAAAACUAUUAAAAGAAUUCCCAAAUAUGGAUAUGGAAGCAUUACAAGAAGAAUAUCCUGAUAUUGAUGUGUAUGCAUAUAAAAAAUAUUUAGAAGAUAAUGAUGAACUAUAGAUUAAUUAUUUGUAAAGUAAAUAAAGUUAUUGGGAA
Messenger RNA from Argiope bruennichi, 954 nucleotides. RefSeq names its product 39S ribosomal protein L47, mitochondrial-like (gene mRpL47). Bases 109 to 918 code for a protein of 269 amino acids. Gene Ontology annotation, cellular component: mitochondrial large ribosomal subunit; mitochondrial ribosome. The transcript has 6 exons. The record is from RefSeq and is a predicted model, not a curated record. Gene Ontology annotation, biological process: mitochondrial translation. NCBI's taxonomy places the organism in Eukaryota, Metazoa, Arthropoda, Arachnida, Araneae, Araneidae. Gene Ontology annotation, molecular function: structural constituent of ribosome.